Molecule: messenger RNA, 780 nt
Organism: Chlorella variabilis
Lineage: Eukaryota; Viridiplantae; Chlorophyta; Trebouxiophyceae; Chlorellales; Chlorellaceae
Exons: 3
Coding region: 1-780 (259 amino acids)
Source: RefSeq, a predicted model, not a curated record
AUGGCCAAGCCCCUGCGCCAGGCGCGGGCCGUGGCGCGGCUGGUGUUCAACUGGUUCCGCCACGACCUGCCCGAGAUUGUGGCCCCCUCCUCCAUGCCAGACCCGCCUGGCAUCAAGCGGCCGCCACGCAAGACGCGCGCCGAAAUGCAGGCGCUGUUCCUGCGAGCGUGCCGGAGGUACGUCGAGACGUGGGACUCCAAGAAGAUGCAGGCGCAGCGCGCAGCGCGGGAGCAGGAGCACACGACGGAGCGGGCGGUGCGGCGGCAGGUGGAGGGGCCCACCCUGGCUGAGGAGUUCGCCGCGGCGGCCAAGGGCGGCGGCCAGGCGCUCAAGCCCUUCCUAGCCAGCCUGUACCAGACGCGGGCGGAGGCGUACAGGGACGCUGUGCAGCAGUUUGUGGGGGGAUACAAGCAGGGGUUCCAGCAGGCCAUGCGCCCCCAGGUGCCACCAGAUGUUGUGGGGGAGAUGGCGGCAGGCGGGAAGGCAGCAGCAGCAGAGACGGGAGGGGCCGUGGCAGCUGAUGCAGGAACGGCGCACCUGGCACCAGCCCAGGCCACCACGAGCAGCAGCAGCAGCAGCACUACAGCAGCAGCGGAUGAACCAGCAGGGACAGCACAAGCACAGCGAGAAGGCUUGCACAGCACAGCAGCGGAGCAAGCAGGGCCGUCGGCCAGCCAGCAGCUGCCGGAGCCACCCGACGAGGCGCCAGGACAGCAGCAGGAGCAGCAGCCGGCCGGCAGCAGCAAACCUCCAGCUGUCGGUGCGGGCCCGGCGGCCUGA